CUAACGUCUGAUUCCCCAACCGCUCUCCAGCGCUGUGGGACUACGUCACCCCUCCAUCCCAGCAAACUUUCCAGCCACGAAUGCGCCCAACCAAGUUGGGGCUAGAAUUUUCUCCUAUUUGGAUUUCCAAUCCUUGCCGACAUACCUGAAAGAUCGAGCUCAUCUUUUCUGGCUUUGGCUCCUUUGCACGACGAAAAACAUGGGUGUUAUUGACUUUCAUCGCAACUGGCGGGUGCCCUGCCUCAACCAAGCUCAGGCCUUGGCAGGGCGGGGGGAAUAGAAAGCGGGGCCCCGCGCCGUCCCAUUCAGGUGUCUCCAUCGUUCCUUGAAACCCACAAAGCCGUCGCAAGCCGGCCCCAACAGUAGUCUCGCCCCGUUCCUACACCUCUUUCUUCUACGACCUCUGCUUCUCGCCUUUGGGAUGCAGAACCUGUCUAUGCGAGCGUCAAGGCAAGACCCUAUUCCAGACUUAAAAUGAAAGGCCCGGCAAUUCGGCCAAACGCCCAAUUGCUAUGCUCGAGUCCGCGUGUAAGAGCCCAGGUGCGCCAUUCCCAUCGACUACCCCGGGCUGCUACCGCGAUCGUGCCGGCCUCGCCCUUAAACCGACGGUACUCGACACAUCCUCCCCAGGCGAAGCUGAACCUACCGACCGACUAUGCAAAGACGCCCCUGUUGGCGCACACAUCACAGGCCGCUCUGAGCAGCCCUGAGCUUCCCCCCCACGUUCGCAAUGGCACCACGAAGCGAAUGAACCUUUUCCAGGCCGUCAACGACGCCCUGUCGUUGGCCCUAGCCGAAGACGAGUCAGUCAUGAUAUUCGGCGAGGAUAUCGCCUUCGGAGGCGUCUUCCGCUGUACCAGCAAACUGGCCGAGACAUAUGGAGGCGACCGCGUCUUCAACACCCCCUUAACCGAACAAGGCAUCGUGGGAUUUGCCAUCGGUGUUGCCGCCGAAGGGAUGCGGCCUGUCGCCGAAAUCCAGUUCGCCGACUACGUAUAUCCCGCCUUUGACCAGUUGGUGAAUGAGGCCGCCAAGUUCCGCUACCGUGAUGGCGCCUGUGGGCGUAGCGUUGGCGGCUUGACAGUGAGAAUGCCGUGUGGUGGUGUCGGCCACGGUGGGUUAUACCAUUCGCAGUCCCCCGAGAGCCUGUUCACACACAUUCCGGGGCUUCGAGUGAUAAUGCCCAGGUCGCCCCUCCAGGCAAAGGGGCUACUGCUGGCGGCAAUUCAGAGCAACGACCCCUGCAUCUUCAUGGAGCCCAAGAUCCUGUAUCGCGCGGCGGUCGAGCAGGUCCCGACUGCGUCUUACACGCUCCCCCUGUCCAAGGCCGAAGUUCUCAAGGAAGGAACCGAUGUCACAAUCAUAUCCUAUGGCCAGCCCCUGUACAAGUGCAUGGCAGCCAUCAGUCAUGCCGAAAAGGUCAUGGGCGUCUCAGUCGAGCUCAUAGACCUCCGAACCAUCUACCCAUGGGACAAGGAAUGUGUGCUCAAGAGCGUCCGCAAGACUGGGCGGUGCAUUGUCGUCCACGAAUCCAUGGUCAAUGCUGGCGUUGGCGCUGAGGUUGCCGCCGCGAUUCAAGAGGAUACUGAGACCUUCCUUCGAUUGGAAGCGCCUGUAGCUCGCGUCGCGGGAUGGAGCAUCCACAUGCCUCUCCUGUUCGAGGCUUUCAAUACUCCUGAUGUAGCGAAUAUCAAGGCUCUUACGAUUUCGACCCCGAGCCUUCUAAGCGAGCUGGGCCCGGCCUUUCAGAAGUACAACGAGGAGCAGUUCGCAACGGUCAAACUGCCUGGGGGUAGCCAGCCGGUCAUUGUCAGCUCCCACAGCUCGCUGGGCGGCGAACGCUACUUCGACGUCGAGAGCUCUUCGAGCUUUGCAUUCGACCAUGCUACGCAGAAAGCCAGCUCGGUUCAGAGCUAUGUGCUAGAAGGCGCGCAGGCAGACUUGGUGAAAUCAACGCUUAAGGGCCUGUCCACCUAUGUCAAAGAGCACUUUCAAAAUGCCACCUACGGCGUCUACCCGAUAGAGAACGACUCCAAGAUCGCGAUUAUCAUAGUUGCGAACAAGUACAGCCCAAACAACUUCUGGAACGGACGGUGGCGGUCACUAUACAUCUUUAACCCUGCGUCUGGUGCUCUUGAGGGCUCCAUCAAGGUCGACGUGCACUACUACGAGGACGGCAACGUUCGCUUACUCACAAACAAGCCUGUGAAUUCGUCUGUGUCGUCCGGGUCUGGCGCUAGUAUUGCGAAGGAGAUCUCGGGGAGUGAAAAGAAGUACCAGGAAGAGCUCAAUCGUAGCUUUACAAGUCUCAGUGAAGGGGCUUUCAAGGGGCUUAGAAGACAAUUGCCAGUGACGAGACAGAAAAUCGAGUGGGACAAAGUCUCUAGCUACCGGCUGGGGCAAGAUAUCGGUGGCGGAGCUUCGAGGAGAUAGUCAGGCGGGAAAAGUCGAGUCAGUUGGGAAUCAUAGUGGCCAAUGAGGUGGAUUCGUGAUACCGAAAUGAGAUUUUGAAAGGCAGAAACGACCCAAAAACAAACGCAAAUACAAGCAACGGGAGAAUGGAUUCCAACAAGUGCCUUUGAUCUGUGAGCGUACUUUAGUUACUAGUACUACAUAUUGGAACAGGAAAUGCUGGCAUGAAGCACCUCUCGGCACUCGCACUCCGAAACGGGAAAUGAGACGCCGAAUCGAUGGCCGUCGGACAACGGGUUAUGGAGGUGGCAUGGCGGGGAAUAAAGCUAGCCCCGGAGUCAAAGUGUGCCUCAGGUUGCCGCCGCACCGGGACAGGAGACGGAUAUCGGUACCCAGCCAAAUCUGCUAGCUAGGUGACCGCUGUAUUGAAUACCCAUCUGGGUGGCAGACAACUGACAGUGGG
Lasiosphaeria miniovina is the source of this 2875-nucleotide messenger RNA. Its product is annotated as 2-oxoisovalerate dehydrogenase beta subunit. The record is from RefSeq and is a predicted model, not a curated record. NCBI's taxonomy places the organism in Eukaryota, Fungi, Ascomycota, Sordariomycetes, Sordariales, Lasiosphaeriaceae. The coding region runs from base 475 to 2433 and encodes 652 amino acids. Gene Ontology annotation, cellular component: F-actin capping protein complex. Gene Ontology annotation, biological process: response to nutrient; barbed-end actin filament capping; branched-chain amino acid catabolic process. The transcript is spliced from 5 exons. Gene Ontology annotation, molecular function: catalytic activity.